Messenger RNA from Nerophis lumbriciformis (worm pipefish), 738 nucleotides. Lineage: Eukaryota; Metazoa; Chordata; Actinopteri; Syngnathiformes; Syngnathidae. The record is from RefSeq and is a predicted model, not a curated record.
UGGAGGUUCCCUGCUUCGCCGGUUCUUCCCUAGCCAGUUGUCACAUUGAGCGCAGCCCCACAGAGAGGCAGGAUGCUGGGAUUGGACGCGUGUGAGUUUGGGGGUCAGGUGCUGGAGCUGCUGUGGCUAACUAUGUGCUACAGAGGAUUCCUGAUGGACAAGAGGGAGUGCCCCUUGGAGGAGGGAGAAGAUGACAGGAACCUCAACUACAAUCCUCCAGCUCAGAAAACUCUACAGGAAAUUCAGGAUCUGGACAAAGACGAUGAGAGUCUGGUGAAAUACAAGCAGACUCUGCUCGGGAGCCGACCAAUAAUGACGGAAUUCUCUGGCCCAAAUGUCCAGGUGACCAAACUGACUCUGUUAAUUGAUGAAGCCUCUGGACCAGUCACCAUCAAUCUAACAGGAGAUGCAAAAAGCCUGAAGGAGAAGACCUUCACCUUAAAGGAAGGCGUCAAAUACAGGCUCAAAAUACAAUUUAAGGUGAACAAAGAAAUCGUCGCUGGUUUGAAGUACCAUCAUGUGGGCUUCAGAAAAGGAGUAAAAAUGAUCAAAGUCUCCUACAUGAUGGGCAGUUUCUGUCCUCGUGAGAAUGAACAUGAGUUUGUGUUCCCCACUGAUGAGACACCUCAAGGAUUGUUGUCACGCGGCCUCUAUCAGAUGGAGUCCCACUUUACUGACGACGACAUGAACAUCUAUUCAGCCUGGGAAUGGAACCUUGAGAUCAAGAAGGACGAGUAG